AUCAUCAGUUUAUUAACUCUCAUUAAGUUGAUUAAAUGUCCUCCAAUUAACAUCUCAUCAUCUUUAUCGUCUUACAAUCAAUUUUUCAUCGUCUGUUGUGGUUAUAAUGAAGAUCCUUUAGGCCUCAACUCAUCAACCUAACCGUUUUUACUCUACCGAUUCAACAGUUAAUCUGUUUUUCCUUUUUCUCUGUGAAUCUGGUUUUCCUUCGUUAACAGGUUAACUCAAGACAAUCUACUAAUCAACCAGGUUAUAAGCUGCUAAAAGUGCCUUCUGACUGUGGAUUAUAUACUCGCUCAUUAUGAGACAUUUAAGUUUAUUUAUAAUCGCUUUUUUUGCUAUUUCAAUCGGAAAUGUAUCACCUAAGAAGAAGGGAAAGGACCGAACCAUUAUUCUUGGUGGAGGCGGUGGUGGACCACCUUCAGGUGGAGGAUCACACAUUGUUCCCAUCCCUAUUCCCUAUCCAAUACCUGUUCCAAUGGGCCAGCAUCACCAUGCACCACCACAAAUACAGCAUAUACCUCAAAGUCAACCACAAAUAAUUCUGGUUCCAGUUUUCACUUCUCUUCCCUCUUCCAGGACAUAUCAACACUCUUAUCAUCACCCAGUUGAUCACUGGUCUGGCCAUGGACAGGGAUACGACAGUUGGGGCGGUGGAGUCCAAUAUUUGGGUCAUAUUGGGGGCAAUGGUCAUCUUCAGGGAAACAUGUUUGGCAAAAGAAAAUAAUUACUCAAUUCUGAAUAUGAAGCAAACAAACAUUUUGUCUCUCACCUUUUUUUUGAUCCUUUUUUCACUCAAAUUAAUGACCUUUUCAAUAUCAUUGUUACCUUUUUUUAGUUCACAAUUGUAAAACAUUGUAACUACUUUUUUUCUUGAUUUGAUUGGCUUUUUGUUUACCUCCGUUGAUACAUGAAAGCUUACAUUUUCAUGCUAAUCAUAGCUCGACUCAUUUUCAAUUGUCCCUCCUCAAUAUGAGAUUUCAAAUAAUCUGUUACAAUUAAAAGUGAUUACAAGCUGUUUGUUUUCCACUCUUGUAAAUAGUAA
Tetranychus urticae (two-spotted spider mite) is the source of this 1045-nucleotide messenger RNA. The record is from RefSeq and is a predicted model, not a curated record. NCBI's taxonomy places the organism in Eukaryota, Metazoa, Arthropoda, Arachnida, Trombidiformes, Tetranychidae.